CUACAAAGCAAUUAGCCACCGGCUGCCACCUACUGAUAUGGAAGAGUAUUACACGGUUACUCUGCCGAGCUCUAGACAGCACCGACACUCAACAACAACACAUCAUUUGCAGACUAUAAUAACUGGUUUGCAAAUAAUAUUUUCAACCCAAAUAGGUGAAAUUAGAUAAUCUCCCACGGCACACCAGACUGUAUCUCACUGCACACUAGUGUGGUUGAAAAACACUGUGGUAAGUGACUAUAGUAGCCGCAGCUGCUCCUGGGGUCGACUGAUGGUUUUAUGGGUGCCACCCCUGCAAAACUAGGUGCUGCCCCCGUGCCACCUCUGGGAAAAUAAAAAAAGUCUGGCUUAGGCUAAUAGACUCACAUUUGGACUAGCACAGGAACCGGAACCUUUUAUUCAAUCCGCUCAAAGUCUAAAGUGGGUGCGUACCUGUGGCGGUGUUUACCUUCGCCUCCUCCUCGGCUGCAGGAGAAACCCGUCUAUCGUCUUUCACACGGCCUCCCUUCCCCCCCCUUAGCACGUCCCACCGCCUGCCCCCGCUUCUCCUGCUCCGGUCCAAUCAGGUAAUGUUCACCUGAGAAGAUUUGCAUGCACCUAGCGCUUGCUGAUUGGCCAGGUGAAGGCAGCCUACCCAUUGGUUGUCUCUACCAAUGGCGACGAGGCUGUGUGUGACUCAUAGGGAGAGGACUGCUUUAGCUUCACCACACUUCUUCUCCUUUUUAUGCCGCUUACACUCAACCCUGGUUGGGUUUUUUUUUUUGUUAUUGUUGUUGUCUCUCGCCUCGUUUUACACUGUGAGAGGGUGCACACCUUGGAUUAUUAUUCCUAUUUUUUGUUUGUUUCUCCUCUUUUUCUCAUUGGUUAUUUGACUUUACACCAUGGAUCCCGUCACCUGCAUCCUGUUUGUUUGAGGUGUAGAUGCUCCAGGUGGAUCGGGAGACGGAUCAGGGCGACCCUUUGAGUCUCAUCUUGUGGUCUGGAAAGAGAAGAGAGGGGUCUGGCGAGACAGUGAGGCCUACUUGGUGCUGUGAACGCAGCUUUGGGCCUCUGUAGGGGGCGCUGUUUGUUUGGAGAAAGAGCCAGGAGGUGGCUGCCGCGAUACUUGGACUGCUUACUCCACCACCAUGACCACUGCGGUGCAGCCUAAUGAACUGAUGUUUGAAUUUGCCAGUAACGGGAUGGACGAAAUCAACCAGCUGGACGACCCGUCAGUGUUCCCCGCCGUCAUCGUGGAGCAGGUGCCCGCCACCGACCUGCUGCAGGUGUACUCGGGCCUGGAGUCGGACGAGGUGACCAACGGCAUCAUGAUGGACAACACUCUCCAAGUGGUGGAGGCGCCCUCCAUCCUGGUGGGAGGGGUGGACCUCUCAGAGACCGUUACAGGCGCAGAAGACCGCAUGGAGACAAACGAGGCCGCGGCGGCUCUGCUCAAUAUGGAGUCCCCAAACAACAUACUGGACGAGAAGCGCAUGCUUCACACCUACGGCGCCCUGCUGGAGUCAGACCUGGCCUACGUCCCCCUGAGGCCCGACCACAUGGAGAACGACGCCCUCGACAUGUCGCUGGACGAGGACACCUCAUCCAUGGACGAGAUUCCACAAAAAUGCACCUUGAAGCCGCAGAAGAAAUCCAAAGUGAGGAAGCCCCGAAUGGUGCGAUCCUGCUCCCCCAUCUCCAGCCCGAACCUGCCACUCAGGAAGAAGAGCAAAGAGGGCAAAGGUAACACCAUCUACCUGUGGGAAUUCCUCCUGGCCUUGCUGCAGGACAAGAACACGUGUCCCAAAUACAUCAAGUGGACUCAGCGGGAGAAAGGCAUCUUCAAGCUGGUGGACUCCAAAGCCGUGUCCAAACUUUGGGGCAAACACAAGAACAAGCCCGACAUGAACUACGAGACCAUGGGAAGAGCACUCAGGUAUUACUACCAGAGAGGCAUCCUGGCCAAAGUGGAGGGCCAGCGUCUGGUCUACCAGUUCAAGGAGAUGCCGGCUGACCUGAUAGUCAUCGAGGACGAGGACGCGGACGGUCACGAGUACGCCAACCAAAGGUCCACCAACGGGAGGUCUCACUCUGGCGGAGGCUCCAAAGGGCCCGGAAGAGCCCAAAGUCACCAGCAGGGGUCAGUGAAGCAGAUGAAGAAGGAGCCGGUUGAGGACUUCCUGCAGCAGGAAAUGGAGGCUGGACAGAAGGCGGAGCUUCUUCAGAUCCUCCAGGCCAACCAGGGCGUGGACGUGGCUCAGGCUAUGAGGGCCAUCAAUGCUUCCGCUUCCCUUCCCAUGGUGUUGACUUCCCCGACGUCCCUUCAAGCCAUGCCCCUCACCACCAUCCUCCCCAACGGCGACUCCGCCCGCUCCUCGCCGCCUCGACUCCUCCUCCACCCGGUGCACCCCAACCACAACGGCACCAACAACGACGUCCUCGCCCUACCGGAGGGCCUCCCCCAUCAGCUGCUGGUCGCCAACCUCGGCCCGUCCGCCGUCUCCUCGUGCGCCUCCGCCUGCGCGCCGGGGCUGCCCCGCCUGGUCACCAUCAACACCACCUGCGGGCAGACCAUGGUGGCGCAGCAGCCGGGCACCGUCAUCGCCACCGUGCUCAAACCGGGCGACUUCUGCGGGCUGCAGGUGAAAGAGGAGCUGCUGGACUCCAGCUACUUGCAGUCGAUGGUGAACAGCGACCCCUUCGCCAAGGACGAGGCGGACGAAGCGAAGCUGCAGUACCGGACGGUCAUCAUCGAUAGCAGCUACACCCAAGCGGGACAGGAGGCCUUCAAUGGACACUCCUCCCCUUGCGAGGGCCUCACCCCGGUGGAGGAGCUGGAGGUACGCGGGGAGAUGUCCCUGCAGCCCGAGCAGGCUCUCAAGGGCCUGCAGGAGCUGCCGGCAAACUUCAUCCAGAUAAAGACAGAGCCCGCCGAGGCCUGACACUCUUCUCAGGCACCAGCUGGACCAAAAAACAACAUUGUUGCUCCUCAAGGUUGCUCGCUCAGCCUCGGGACGGAAUCGUUUACUCACAUAUUUUUGUGAUCACGUGCCUAAAGAAAUAUAUCAAGGGAGGUUUGCUUUUGUUUUGUUUUUUUAACAAUGUCACAUUUCAGAUAAAGACAAAAAAAAAAAAAAUGGCUCCCAUAAGGAGAACAGCCAUCAAUGAAGCCUGUCCACCAAAUGUGCCAGUUAGUCUUUUUUAUUGAACCCUCAGAGGACUUAAAAGGUGAAUGGUCAAAAAAAAAAAAAAAAAACACAACCAAAAAAGGAGGGACUGAGGAAAACAAACGCCUUUUUUGGGACUCAUUUAUUUUCUUUUAACGCAGGGGUGUCCAAACUUUUUGACUUGGGGGCCGCAUUAAGAUAAAAAAUUUGGUCGGGGGCCGAAAGCCGACUGCAUGUAAAGUAACUAU
Molecule: messenger RNA, 3394 nt
Organism: Nerophis lumbriciformis (worm pipefish)
Lineage: Eukaryota; Metazoa; Chordata; Actinopteri; Syngnathiformes; Syngnathidae
Gene: elf1
Product: E74-like ETS transcription factor 1
Biological process (GO): regulation of transcription by RNA polymerase II; cell differentiation
Cellular component (GO): nucleus
Molecular function (GO): DNA-binding transcription factor activity, RNA polymerase II-specific; sequence-specific DNA binding
Source: RefSeq, a predicted model, not a curated record